CUGACAGUCAAACUUAACAUUCAACUUAUUGCUUAUUUCGUAAGGGCUGCUUUCAACUUUCUCUUCGUAGCAUGAGUCAGAGAAAAAGGGGAACGAGGAAAAGGAAAAACGAGGAUGCCUCCGCAGGAGAAAAGGAGGGCGAGGACACUGAGGAAAGAGGAGACAGGAGGAAGAACCGCGCAACAAAGAAGUACAUUGGAGCUCAUGUUGGCAUUCAAGGUGGGAUAUGGAAAGCCGUGGAGUCCUGUAUGGAGAUGGGUGGCAGCAGUUUCGCCCUGUUCCUGGGGUCCCAGCGAUCGUGGAAGAGGCCUGCAUUGGACCAUACAGCUGCAGCAAAGUUUCAGGAGCUGUGUUCCCAACAGGGGUUUGACCCAGCUCAUAUCUUGCCUCAUGGCUCCUACCUGAUGAACUGUGGAUCUCCUAAAGAGGAUGUGUUUGAAAAGAGCCAGGCCCUGCUGGUGGACGAGCUCAGCCGCUGCAACCUGCUGGGUCUCAGCCUCUAUAACUUCCACCCCGGCUCCUCCCUGGGUACCAUCACCACUGAGCAGUGUGUGGACAAGAUUGCGAGCGCCAUCAAUUAUGCUCACCAGGAAACCCCAUCAGUGGUUACAGUGUUGGAGAACAUGAGUGGCCAAGGCAGUACGGUGGGCGGCAAGUUUUGUGAGCUAAAGAGCAUCAUAGACAGAGUGAGAGACCAGACCAGGGUAGGAGUCUGUCUGGAUACCUGCCAUGCAUUUGCAGCAGGAUACGACCUCGCUGCAGAGGGAGGUGUGAAGGCCAUGCUGGAUGAGUUUGACCAAGAAGUGGGGCUCCAAUACCUCAAGGCCAUUCAUCUUAAUGACUCCAAAGGUAAACUUGGCUGUAACCUGGAUCGGCAUGAAGAUAUCGGCAAAGGUCACAUUGGAAUCUCUGCAUUUCGAGAAAUUGUCAAUGAGCCCAGACUGGACAACAUCCCUCUGAUCCUGGAGACACCCGGACGGCCUGGAUUUGAAUACACUGAGCAGAUUGACCUUCUCUAUUCCCUGUGUGAGAAAAAGUGAGAAAAGCACUACUGAUGAGUCGGCACUGAUAAACUGAACUCUGCAAACACACUGUUAGCCGUGAAGAGAAGUGUUGUUUUUGUUUUUUGUCUAGUACCAAAGUGGAGGAGUGACCUAUUGUGAUAUCUCUAAACACGGUCAUAUUAUUAGUCGUUCACCACAUGAACAGUUUCUCCAAAUUACAAACCUCAUCUUUGAAUACGAGUUUAAUAAAGGUGAUUUUGGAAGUUUUUAUAUGGCGUGGGGAGGAGUCUUGUUCCGAAUGAGCCUUUAGGGGGCAGCAGAAACACACAAAUGUAAACCAAACCUAAUGAGACUUUGGUUUCAAAGGAUGCAGGUAGAAUAAGUGUGAGGAAAUGGUUUGCACAUUUGUAUUGUUUUUUUUAUCUUUAAGCAAAAAGAAUUUAAAAAAUUGCUGAUAAGUGCAACAAACUCAAUUAAAUGGAGAAAACAUAAAUUAUUGAUCCAAAGGUAAAUAAACAUUUUUGCAUUACAUAUUUCCAGUGGCAACACAAACACAGACAUAGAGAUAGAAUGAUAACUAUACCUCAUCUCUGAAGUUUCAAACAACACUUUUGUUAAAUACUAUUUACAUUUUGUUAAUAUGACUAAAUUGCUGUAAGUUCUAUACUUUUUAAUUUGCCAUACAUUAAUCAAUUUUCUUUUCAAUACAGGCCUGCAUGACAAAAUUAGAAAGCAGUUUUAUUUUCCUACAACGAAAAUUCCUGUUCAAUUCUGUUUGAUGUAACUCAUUGCCUCAUCAAUGGGACCUGCUCCAGAUUUACCAGUCAAAUUCUGUAUGCAACUAUUACAGACCCUAACACAUGACAAUCGGCCGUUUUUGAGAUGGGGCCAAUGACUGGAAUUUUAAAAACUGCUCAUAUCAGAUUAAAAAUUAUAUUCCAUUGCCAUUUGUAAAGAAGGGAUAAAUAAUUACAUCUACUUGACAGCUGUCACAAACACACAUCCCACUCCCAACCACAGAGAACCCCCAUCUUCCUUCUCUUUAUGCCUCCAGCUCUCAAAUGGCAACACUCUGGAGCAGCUGUUGAGCCAUAGGAGGUCAUUAGUUAAUUUUUUCACACCUACACUAUUCAACACCCUGUGGUGCACACGGGGAAAACAUUUGCAAGCAGUGAAGGCUUAGAAAUGUACAACAGCUUUCUAUCUAAGCUGGGUGGGGGGGGGGAGCAUGAGAGAGUAAACAGACUGGGGGGAUAUGAUCUAAUAUCUCUUGGCUCUAUGGCUGUGCCGUGACUCAUUACACUUAAAAUAGAGCAAACAACACCAGAUGCAAGUUUGAUCAUGAAGUUGAGUGUCUUAUUGUCUAUCUUAACUUUUUCCCACAGCUGAAAUUUGAAUUUCAGAUAAGAGAUAUGAUAUGGAAGUUUGCCUGUGGGAGGAAAAGUGGAAUGGGAUACAGUAGUAAUGAGACAGACGGGGAAUGUGAUAGCUGACUUUAAACCUCAUAAAUGAAAUCAUAAAAAUGUAUUGGUUCAAAUUCUUCAUUUAGCUUUUAUGUUCCAGCAUUGCAUCGUUAUCUUAUGGUUUGCAGUUUUCUGUCUCGCAUCAUUUAAUUGUGUUCACAGCAAUGUUGUGCUCUCUCCACGUUCUCUACGACUGUGAGCUUGCACGUCUUACUCUUGUUUACGUUCAACAUCAGUGAUAUUGCAAUUUAAAGCCAAUCUGCCUUUGUGCUCUAUUUAACAGCCUCAAAUAAAGUGUAAAAUAA
Oreochromis niloticus (Nile tilapia) is the source of this 2772-nucleotide messenger RNA. RefSeq names its product probable endonuclease 4. Gene Ontology annotation, molecular function: zinc ion binding; DNA-(apurinic or apyrimidinic site) endonuclease activity; phosphoric diester hydrolase activity. The record is from RefSeq and is a predicted model, not a curated record. Gene Ontology annotation, biological process: base-excision repair. The transcript is spliced from 7 exons. Bases 72 to 1040 code for a protein of 322 amino acids. Gene Ontology annotation, cellular component: nucleus; mitochondrion. NCBI's taxonomy places the organism in Eukaryota, Metazoa, Chordata, Actinopteri, Cichliformes, Cichlidae.